Anthonomus grandis grandis is the source of this 476-nucleotide messenger RNA. RefSeq names its product CAD protein-like. NCBI's taxonomy places the organism in Eukaryota, Metazoa, Arthropoda, Insecta, Coleoptera, Curculionidae. Gene Ontology annotation, cellular component: cytoplasm. The record is from RefSeq and is a predicted model, not a curated record. The coding region runs from base 115 to 453 and encodes 112 amino acids. Gene Ontology annotation, biological process: purine nucleobase catabolic process. The transcript is spliced from 3 exons. Gene Ontology annotation, molecular function: allantoinase activity.
GGAUGCACAAACACGGGGCUACGCGCGGCGCGCAAAGUUGAUUUUCAUUAAAAUGCAAAUUCGCAAUCCAGUUCCGUUCCUGUUUGUUCAUAAUUAGUAUCUAGAACCGAAAAUAUGAGGCGGGAAUUGCACGUGCGAGAACCGGGUGCCACCCAUAAGGAAGAUUAUAGUUCUUGUACCGCUGCUGCCCUGGCAGGUGGAAUCACCAUGAUCCUGGCCAUGCCCAACACCGAUCCGGCCAUAGUGUACGAGGAGGCUUUUCUUUUGGUUAAAAAAGUGGCCAAGGAGGGCGCUAGAUGCGAUUACGCCUUGUUUGUAGGAAAUUUCUAUGUGAACUUAAAGGAAUCCCGGAUCAGGAACCCUCGUAUACCCACUAAAGCCGCAGAGACUUUUAUGGACAAGGUGCUGGAAAUAAGGAAAUAUUUUACGGGAAAUAAAUUUUUCUUUAUAUAAAGUUAAAAUUUCCUUAAAAUUUA